CGAAGAAAUCCAAUAGAACAAAAUCAAAUAAAUAAAAGAAAAAAAAAAGAGGAGCAAGCGGCAGCGGCGGCGGCAGCAGCAGCUGUUCCUCCUCCCUUCCCCUUCCGCAUUCCCCUUUCUCCGCGAAAGCGAAGCACCAGAACAGCACGGAGAGCGGAGCGGAGGGGGCUCGGAGAGACGCCACCGCCACCGCCCCGCCCCCGGAAAACCCAACCCAAGCAAACGGCGGCGCGCGCCAUCGCGGGCGCGGACUCGUUGGGUGCCGGUGGCGGCGCUCUCCGUGCGGGCGGCCACAUUUGCUCCGAGUUCCUGGGGGAGCGGAUUCGGAGGGCGGCGGUUCGAGCGUGAGGAGCUGGUGGUGGUGCGGCUGCUUUCGUGGGGGGUGUCCCGCUGAUCUCGCGGUUUCUUUCCGCCGGCGAUUCGGGUCCCUCCCGCCGGUGAUUGGAUCUCGCCGGCUCGGGGUGCCGGCCGGCCGGGCCGUCGUCGCGCGGCUACCCCGUCCGAGUCUCCGUCGUUUGUCUUCAUCGUUUCCCCUGCUAGUCUGGAGGAGUAGCGAAGAUCCACCCGGACCUGGUUUGAUUUCUUUCGAUGGCGGCUCAAGCUACCAUUGCGGUGGGAUCCCAGGUUUGGGUUGAGGAUCCCGAUGUCGCCUGGAUUGAUGGGGAGGCUAUAAAAGUCCAUGGUGACACGGUUAUUGUCAAGUGUUCCAAUGAAAAAACGGUUACCGUUAAAGGUUCCAAUGUCCAUGCAAAGGAUCCCGAGGAAUCGCCAUGUGGAGUUGAUGACAUGACGAAGCUUGCUUACCUGCAUGAACCUGGGGUUCUUCAGAAUUUGAAAUCUAGAUAUGACAUGAAUGAAAUAUAUACAUAUACCGGAAAUAUCUUGAUCGCUGUAAAUCCUUUUCGAAGACUGCCUCACCUGUAUGAUACUCAGAUGAUGGAACAAUAUAAAGGGGCAGAUUUUGGUGAAUUAAGUCCCCAUCCUUUUGCUGUUGCAGAUGUUGCAUACAGACUGAUGCUGAAUGAAGGAGUAAGCCAGUCAAUUCUUGUUAGUGGAGAAAGUGGUGCUGGCAAAACAGAAAGCACUAAAAUGAUAAUGCGUUAUCUUGCGUACAUGGGUGGGAAGGCUGCCUCUGAAGGGCGAACUGUUGAGAAGCAAGUUCUUCAGUCUAAUCCUGUCCUUGAAGCAUUUGGAAAUGCAAAGACUGUCAGAAACAAUAAUUCAAGUCGCUUUGGUAAGUUUGUUGAGAUCCAGUUUGAUCACAAUGGGAGAAUAUCAGGAGCUGCUGUCAGAACUUAUCUGCUUGAGAGAUCUCGUGUCUGCCAAAUAUCUGACCCAGAGAGAAAUUAUCAUUGUUUCUACAUGCUUUGUGCUGCCCCACCCGAGGAACUUAAGAAAUACAAACUGGGAGAUCCCAGAACAUUUCACUAUCUUAAUCAGUCCAACUGCUACAAGCUUGAAGGCCUAGAUGAAUCUAAAGAGUACCUUGAAACUAGAAAAGCUAUGGAUAUUAUUGGAAUCAGUUCUGAAGAGCAGGAAGCAAUCUUCCGGGUCGUCGCUGCCAUCCUCCACUUGGGAAAUGUUGAGUUUGCUGAAGGGGAUGAUGGGGAGUCAUCAAAACCUAAAGAUGAAAAAUCACUGUUCCAUUUAAAGACAGCUGCUGAGCUCUUUAUGUGUGAUGAGAAAGCACUAGAAGAUUCAUUGUGCAAGCGUAUUAUUGUGACUCGUGACGAGAGCAUAGUAAAAACGUUGGAUCCUGAGGCUGCUAAGGGAAGUAGAGAUGCACUUGCUAAGACUGUGUACUCACGAUUGUUUGAUUGGCUCGUGGAUAAGAUAAACUGCUCUAUCGGCCAAGAUCCAAAUUCAAAAUGCUUAAUUGGAGUGCUGGAUAUCUACGGGUUUGAAAGCUUCAAGACAAACAGUUUUGAACAGUUUUGCAUCAACUUGACAAAUGAAAAGCUGCAACAGCACUUCAACCAGCAUGUCUUUAAGAUGGAGCAGGAAGAGUACACUAAAGAAGAAAUCAAUUGGAGUUAUAUUGAGUUCAUUGACAAUCAGGAUGUUCUUGAUCUCAUUGAGAAGAAACCUGGUGGAAUUAUUGCCCUUCUAGAUGAAGCCUGUAUGCUCCCAAGAUCUACAUAUGAGACAUUUGCUCAGAAAUUGUACCAAACUUUCAAAAAUAACAAGCGCUUUACUAAGCCAAAAUUAUCACGGUCAGACUUCACUAUAUGCCACUAUGCUGGAGAUGUCACCUAUCAAACAGAAUUAUUUUUGGACAAGAACAAAGAUUACGUAGUUGCUGAACAUCAGGCCCUUUUGAGUGCUUCAAAAUGUUCAUUUGUUUCGGGCCUUUUCCCUCUUCUCUCUGAGGAUUCCUCAAAAUCGUCCAAGUUUUCAUCCAUCGGUUCCAGGUUCAAGCAACAACUGCAAUCUCUCUUGGAGACUUUGAGUGCUACUGAGCCCCACUAUAUCCGCUGUGUAAAGCCGAAUAAUUUACUCAAGCCAUCAAUAUUUGAGAACCAGAAUGUUCUUCAGCAGCUCAGAUGUGGAGGGGUUAUGGAAGCAAUCAGGAUAAGCUGUGCUGGGUAUCCUACUAGAAGAACUUUCUAUGAGUUUAUAGAUCGCUUUGGUAUUCUUGCGCCUGAUGUUUUGAGUGGAAGCUCUGAUGAGAUUGCUGCUGUAAGGAGGCUGUUGGAGAAGGUAGAUCUACAAGGUUAUCAGAUUGGCAAGACAAAAGUGUUUCUUCGUGCUGGUCAAAUGGCUGAGCUUGAUGCUCGUAGAAAUGAAGUGUUAGGACGUUCCGCCAACAUGAUUCAGAGGAAAGUUCGCUCAUUUCUGGCACAGAAGAAUUUCAUUAAACUGCGGAGAUCAGCUGUACAAUUGCAGAAGAUUUGUCGCGGGGAGCUUGCAAGAAGAAUUUACCAGAAUCUCCGCAGAGAAGCUGCUUCCCUCAAGAUCCAGACUUUCUAUCGCAUGCAUGCUGCUAGAAAAGCAUACAGUGAACUCUCUGAUUCGGCAAUUACUAUCCAAUCAGCUUUACGUGGGAUGGUUGCACGCAAAGAGCUCCACUUCAGACAACAAACAAAAGCAGCUAUUGUUAUCCAGAGUCGCUGCCGUGAGUUCUUGGCGAGGUUGCAUUAUUCAAGAACAAAGAAAGCUGCCAUUACCACACAGUGUGCCUGGAGAGGAAAGGUUGCUAGGAAGGAGCUUCGGAAGCUUAAAAUGGCUGCACGGGAAACUGGCGCUUUGCAAGCUGCCAAAAAUAAACUGGAAAAGCAAGUUGAAGAGCUUACAUGGCGACUGCAGUUGGAGAAACGCAUGCGAGCUGAUCUUGAGGAAACUAAGUCACAAGAGAAUGCAAAGUUGCAAGCUACCUUGCAAGAGGUGCAACAACAAUACAAAGAAACACAGGAAAUGCUAGUAAAGGAGAGAGAGGCUGCCAAGAAGGCUGCAGAGGUAGCACCGGUUAUUAAAGAGGUUCCUGUUGUAGAUACAGAACUGAUGAAUAAGCUUAGAGAUGAAAACGACAAACUUAAGACUCUGGUCAGUUCUCUUGAAAAGAAAAUUGAUGAUACUGAGAAGAAAUAUGAAGAAACAAACAAAGUCAGCGAAGAGAGGCUAAAAAAGGCAAUGGACGCUGAGUCAAAAAUUGUUGAUUUGAACAUGGCAAUGCUAAGGCUUCAAGAGAAAUUAUCCAACAUGGAAUCUGAGGAGAAGGUGCAGAGACAAGCACUGUUGAGCUCGCCAGUAAAGAGCAUGUCUGAACAUUUGUCAAUUCCAAUUGUGCCAAAGAAUCUGGAAAAUGGCUUCCAUGAGGCUGAAGAGCCAAAGGAACCCCAAAGUGCUCCCCCUGCUAUUAAAGAUUAUGGGAAUGGUGAUCCAAAGUUGAGGAAACCUUUUGCUGACAGGCAACUUGAAAACGUUGAUGCUCUUAUUGACUGUGUGGCGAAAAACCUUGGCUAUUGUGAGGGGAAACCAGUUGCUGCUUUUACCAUAUAUAAAUGUCUUCUUCACUGGAAAUCUUUUGAAGCAGAGAAAACUAGUGUUUUUGACCGCCUUAUUCAGUUGAUAGGAUCUGCAAUAGAGAAUGAGGAAGACAAUGAUAAUCUUGCUUACUGGCUCUCAAAUACAUCUAGCCUGCUGUUCCUACUUCAAAGAAGUCUCAAAGCUGCUGGUGCACCUGGGAGUGUUUCACGAAAGAAACCUCCUCAGCCAACAUCAUUGUUUGGCAGAAUGGCUCAAGGCUUGCGAUCUGCAUCUUUUGUCAACAUGCAUGUUGAGGCAACUGAUGUUGUCCGUCAAGUUGAGGCCAAGUAUCCUGCCUUGCUUUUCAAGCAGCAGCUAACUGCUUAUGUGGAGAAGAUCUAUGGUAUCAUCCGUGACAAUAUUAAAAAGGAAUUAUCAUCUUUGAUUUCUCUGUGUAUCCAGGCUCCAAGAACAAUGAAAGCUAGCAUGCUGCGAAUGUCUGGACGCCUAUCUGGUCAAGCUCAGAGCAACCAUUGGCAGAGAAUCAUUGAGAGCUUGGAUAUCCUUUUGAAGAAACUGCAAGAUAACCACGUACCCCCAAUUUUAGCUCAGAAAAUUUUUACCCAGAUAUUCUCAUACAUCAAUGUACAGCUUUUCAACAGUUUACUCCUCCGUCGUGAAUGCUGCUCCUUCAGUAAUGGAGAGUAUGUCAAAGCUGGUCUAGCUGAGUUGGAAUUAUGGUGUGCCAAGGCAACAACUGAGUAUGCUGCAGCAUCCUGGGAUGAGCUCAAGCAUAUCAGGCAGGCCGUUGGCUUUCUGGUCAUUUUCCAAAAAUUCAGAAUAUCUUAUGAUGAAAUUGUCAAUGACCUAUGUCCGAUAUUGAGUGUCCAGCAACUAUACAGAAUAUGUACGCAGUACUGGGAUGACAAGUACAAUACUCAGAGCGUAUCAUCAGAUGUUCUUAGUAACAUGCGGGUGCUGAUGACGGAGGAUUCAAACAAUGCUGAAAGCAGCUCAUUUCUGUUGGAUGAUAAUUCGAGCAUCCCGUUCUCAGUCGAUGAUAUCACCAACUCAAUACAGGAGAAGGACUUCUCGGAUGUCAAACCAGCUGAGGAGCUACUCGAGAAUCCCGCCUUCCAGUUUUUACAGGAUUAGGGCUGUGAAAGUCUCGAGCUUUAUACCGUUAGAUACCUUGUCAGAUUAUUCCUUGAUUUGUUGUAAAUUUUUUCAACCCUUUUUAUGCUGGAUGUGUACCCUUUUCUUUUGUUAUAUUUCGUUUUCUUUUCCAGCUAGUUUUUGUAAAAUCCUUAUAGGUAGUCAAUAGGGUUGGGAUGGGAUUCCUCCCUUACAACUAGGAAAAGCCAUAUGUUUUAAAGCGAGGCAAGCAAAUCUUCAUUCUUUUGUAGGGCAAAUUCAAAGCAGUCUUGUUAUAUCCAUAGGUCGUGGUGGCCUCUCCAGAUUAAUAUAGAUUGUACAAAGCAGUGUAAAUCAACAGUGCAAGAAAGGAAAUUCAUAUACCAAAUGGCAUUAUGCUC
Messenger RNA from Oryza brachyantha (malo sina), 5501 nucleotides. RefSeq names its product myosin-8-like. Lineage: Eukaryota; Viridiplantae; Streptophyta; Magnoliopsida; Poales; Poaceae. Gene Ontology annotation, cellular component: cytoplasm; actin cytoskeleton; myosin complex. The record is from RefSeq and is a predicted model, not a curated record. The coding region runs from base 589 to 5121 and encodes 1510 amino acids. Gene Ontology annotation, biological process: actin filament organization; vesicle transport along actin filament. The transcript is spliced from 39 exons. Gene Ontology annotation, molecular function: actin filament binding; microfilament motor activity; ATP binding.